Sitophilus oryzae (rice weevil) is the source of this 2687-nucleotide messenger RNA. RefSeq names its product putative zinc finger protein 840. The record is from RefSeq and is a predicted model, not a curated record. NCBI's taxonomy places the organism in Eukaryota, Metazoa, Arthropoda, Insecta, Coleoptera, Curculionidae. The transcript is spliced from 13 exons. Gene Ontology annotation, molecular function: RNA polymerase II transcription regulatory region sequence-specific DNA binding; DNA-binding transcription factor activity, RNA polymerase II-specific. Gene Ontology annotation, biological process: regulation of transcription by RNA polymerase II. Gene Ontology annotation, cellular component: nucleus. Bases 462 to 2342 code for a protein of 626 amino acids.
GUCUAUGUACGAGGGAAAAAAGUUUUACGCUAUGGUUUUACGGUUGGCAACCCUGCUGUGGACGCUUCUUGAUUUUGUUUUUGUUUGGAAAAAGUUGUGCUGCGGAUUGUUGAUUGUUUUGUUGGUGAAGAUCUAAUACAGUUAAUUAUGAGUUAAUAGUAGAUUAUUUUCUUUUAUCUAUGAUUAUGAGUUAAUUAUUCUAUGAUCAAAUACCUGCAAAUACAUUUAAAAAUUCAUAUUAUAAGUUUCUAUAUUACUUAUGUAUACAUAAAAUAUAAAUGAUAACACGUCUGAAUAUGUGUUAUAUCAAAGUUAUAUUAAUGGGUAUGCUCCAUUGCUCUCUGUAUUUGGGCCUAUUCAAGAUAUUCUUAUAAAUUUUAUUUCCACAUGCUGGAUGUAGCUUACAGCCGAACUGAACACAGUUUCUUUUUUUUCUGGUACUGACUUUUUUAUUAGAAACUAUGGAUAAAAUAGAUGAAGUAUUAGAUUUAAAACCCCCUACAGAUAGUGCUUCUAAUAACAAAUUAGUGAGUGUGGGAGAUGUUAAACAAGAAAAUAUUGUUUCAGAAGAAAAUAUAAAUGGUGUAUCAUCAGAUAAUAAGUUAGAACUGACGAAGAAAUCGCGGAAAAAGGUCCAUAUAUGUUCCAUGUGUAACUACCAAACGAUAUGUAAGUCAAAUCUUCACAGACACAAGGCGCUUCACUUGCCACAGGAAGAACGGCAGGCGGCAAAUGAAUCACAGAAAAAUGUAUAUAGAUGUGCCCUAUGUGACUACCAAACACAAUAUAAGUCAAGUCUUAGGCGACACGAGAAAGUUCACUUGACGCCGGAAGAACGACAGAUAUUUGCUUGUGCACAGUGUGACAAAAAAUAUAUGUGUAAUCAGAGGUUACAAGAUCACAUUAAGUUUAAUCAUAUUGAUUCGAGAAUGAAGGAAUCGCAGAGAAAGGUGAGGUGUUCCAUAUGUCACUAUCGAGCACGAGAUAUGUCAAACCUUAGACAACACGAGGCAGUUCACUUGGCACCGGAAGAACGAGAGUUGUUUGGUUGUGCGCACUGCGAAAAACAAUAUAUGACAAAACGCCGCCUAAAAGUCCACCUUAAGACUAAACAUAGUGGUUCCAGGAAGAAGAAAUCGCAGAAAAAGGUCCAUAUAUGUUCCAGGUGUAACUACCAAACGAUACAUAAGUCAAAUCUUGACAGACACAAGGCGGUUCACUUGUCACAGGAGGAACGGCAGGCGGCAAAUGAAUCACAGAAAAAUGUAUAUAGAUGUGCCCUAUGUGACUACAAAACACAAUAUAAGUCAAGCAUUAGGCGACACGAAAAAGUUCACUUGGCGCCGGAAGAACGACAGAUAUUUGCUUGUGCGCAGUGUGACAAGAAAUAUAUGUCAAAUCGGAGGUUACAAGAUCACAUUAAGCUUAAUCAUAUUGAUUCGAGAAUGAAGGAAUCGCAGAAAAAGGUGAGGUGUUCCAUAUGUGACUAUCGAGCACGAGAUAUGUCAAACCUUAAACAACACGAGGCAGUUCACUUGGCACCGGAAGAACGAGAGUUGUUUGGUUGUGCGCACUGCGAAAAACAAUAUAUGACAAAACGCCACCUAAGAGACCACCUUAAGACUAAUCAUAGUGAUUCCAGGGCGAAGGAAUUCACGAAAUUCCAGAAAAAGGUUUACAGAUGUGUCACAUGUGGCUACCAAACGCCACGUAGGUCAAAUCUUCACAAACACCAGCAAAUUCACUUGGCACCGGACUUGCGACGGAUGUUUGCCUGUGUAUGGUGUGACAAUAAAUAUGCGUCAAAUCACACAUUACAAAAUCACAUCGAGCGUAAUCAUAUUGAUUCCAGGGCGAAGGAAUUAAAGAAAUCGCUGAAAAAGGUUCACAGAUGUGUCACAUGUGGCUACCAAACGCCACGUAGGUCAAAUCUUCACAAACACCAGCAAAUUCACUUGGCACCGGACUUGCGACGGAGGUUUGCCUGUGUAUGGUGUGACAAUAAAUAUACGUCAAAUCAGACAUUACAAAUUCACAUCAAGCGUUAUCAUAUUGAUUCCAGAAAUGCUGAUUGUACAUCUCCAACUGAUGAAGUGAUAUUAGAUUCCUUAAAAAUUGAAAUGGAUGAACUUACCAUUUUGAAUGACACUAAAAGUUCUGAAUGUAUAUCUGCAACUAAUGAAAUAAAAUCCGGAGAUUUUAUAAAAACAGAAUUUGAUGAUGUCACCCCAAUUGUGAAUAGAGAUAUGCACAAUGACUUUAAAAAUACCGAAGAUUUGUCCGUAAAUAAGGAAGUGAAGUUAGAAGAUUUUAUAAAAAUGGAACCGGAUGAUGGCACUUAAUUUUCAUAUUUAAUUUUCAUAUUUAUGUAAAUAUGUCAUUCUAAUCCCGCCGAUCUGGUCUGCGAGGGGAUAUCUUUCAUUGCCCACUAACGUAAAUAUCAAAUCUGUCAUUCUCUGGACGGAAUUGUUCUGUGAAGGGACAAAUCGGUGAGUUAAGAAGUACAUACCCUAUUAUUGGGCAUUAUGCAGUCACGUGAUGCUCUUGACGUAUGACGGUUAAAUUUUUGGUUAUGGUAGCCAAUUUUUUGUUGUUGUUUUUACACAAGAAUUUUUACAUCAUAUUUUGAUAUUUACAUUUUGUAAUUACAUAUCAGAGACAAUACGUAUUUAGAAAAAUAAUAAAAU